Molecule: messenger RNA, 953 nt
Organism: Aplosporella prunicola CBS 121167
Lineage: Eukaryota; Fungi; Ascomycota; Dothideomycetes; Botryosphaeriales; Aplosporellaceae
Exons: 2
Coding region: 98-688 (196 amino acids)
Biological process (GO): DNA synthesis involved in DNA repair; DNA-templated DNA replication
Cellular component (GO): delta DNA polymerase complex
Molecular function (GO): DNA-directed DNA polymerase activity
Source: RefSeq, a predicted model, not a curated record
AGAAUCCCGGCCUCCGAUCAGUUAGGGCAUCACAUCUACAUCAACGAUCCUCACUUCAAUACACCACGAAAACACAUAUAUUUCCGUUGUUGUCGCAAUGCCACCCAAGCGUCCCGCGCCCGGCUCGCAGGCUGGUAAAUCACAACAGUCUACGCUUGCCUUCCAUGGAGCCGCCAACAAAGUGACGAAGCCGAGAUCGACGCCCGCCGGCAAAGGGAACAAGUCGAAGCAAGACCCUAUCCUUUCGGAGCCUGUCACUCAGACAAACCUCAAGGUUGAAGCGGAUCCUGAGCUCUCUGAACCAACAACGUCCGAGCUCGCAAUCACUCAACAAGCCCAGAAGGAAGCUGCGAAGGAGCCGACCAAAGAAGAACAAGAGGCUAGUCGUGUGACCAUCGCUCAGAUCAAGAAGUACUGGAAGGCGAAGGAGGCCUUGAGAAAAGCUCCUAGGGUGCACCAGGAGGAUCUCACCUUGCAGGAGAAGGUGUUACGGGAAUUUGACACCAGCGGACAGUACGGACCUUGUAUCGGCAUUGCACGCGAGAAGCGCUGGUACCGUGCGCACAAGUUUAAAAAGCACCCUCCGAUUGAGGUUCUGGCUGUCAUCCUCAGAGAGAAGAAGAACAAGCCUGGGGUGCAGCGCGCCUACAUGGACGAGCUGAUGAGCUCGAGAUUCAUUGAGACUUAAUGUCCCUCAGAUCUCUACUUACGGCGACUAUGACAUUAUGCGCCUAUGACGUCUGUAAAAUCAUGCGGUGGGCAACUGAGCUAUUAUGAUGAACAUAGGUACUGGCGUUUGGGGAAAGGUGCGGUUAAAUUUAGGACGAAUUCGGCAUGACAGCCUCCAAGACGUAGUGGAUAUGACUUUAGCUUAUUGGCAAGGCAAAAUGCAAACAGUGCCAUGCGCGGUCAAAUCCGUGUAGCUAGAGAUAAUCUGACAUCUGACAUCUGAC